Molecule: messenger RNA, 270 nt
Organism: Vicia faba (fava bean)
Lineage: Eukaryota; Viridiplantae; Streptophyta; Magnoliopsida; Fabales; Fabaceae
Source: the annotation of a GenBank genome assembly
AUGGGUGGGGAACAUAUAAUUGAGGAAGACUAUAUGUGCGAUGAACUUGACCAUGGGGAAAAUGACAAAAGUUGUGAUGAUAGGCCUAGUAUAAUUAGAUUCAAUGAAGAAGAUGAUCUUAGUAAGGAUUUUACUUUCAAGGUUGGAAUGAAGUUUUCCUCAUUGAAUCAAUUCAAGAAUGCCAUUUUAGAGCAUAAUGUCUUGAAUGGUAGAGAAUUAUCUUACGGGAAGCUUUGUGGUGGACUUGGCAAAACAAUCAUGCUCAUGUAA